GACAACUCUUUGGCAUUGCCAAGUGCCAAAGCAUAGAAAGAAAAUACUUUCUGUUAAUAAAACUUCUCGUCAUCCUGUGAUACAACAAAAAGCAUAUAAAUGGAAACUAAUGCUUUGAGUCUUGGAAGCUCUCUUCUUGUUCCUUGUGUUCAGGAGCUGGCAAAGUUGAGCCUUGAAUCUAUUCCACCAAGAUACGUACGCCAAGACCAAGAUCAACCCAUCAAUGUUCAGAAUCAGAAUGUUGAGGUUCCAGUGAUUGAUAUGGAAAGGCUACUUUCUCAAGAAUCAAUGCAUUCUGAACUGGCCAAACUUCAUUGUGCUUGCAGAGACUGGGGCUUCUUCCAGUUGGUUAACCAUCAAGUGAGUGCUUCGCUUUUGGAGAAGAUGAAGAUAGAGGUUCAGGAGUUCUUCAACCUCCCAAUGGAAAAGAAGAAAAAAUUAUGGCAAUAUCCAGGAGAAGUAGAGGGUUUCGGACAAGCCUUUGUUGUAUCUGAGGAACAAAAACUUGACUGGGGUGACCUUUUCUUCAUGGUCGCCCAGCCUGUUCAUGCAAGGAAACCCCAUCUGUUUCCAGAACUCCCUCUUCCUUUCAGAGAGACCUUGGACACUUAUUCAUGGGAAGUGAAAAAUUUAGCUAAGAUUAUCCUAGCACAGAUGGCUAAAACACUGGAGAUGGAGGCAAAGGAAAUGACAGAAAUUUUUGAAGAUGGACAUCAGUCAAUUAGAAUAAAUUAUUACCCUCCAUGUCCUCAACCAGAGAAAGUCAUUGGUCUUACCCCACAUUCUGAUGCAACAGGUCUCACAAUCCUCCUACAACUUAAUGAAGUAGAAGGUCUUCAGAUCAACAAAAAUGGCAAGUGGGUUACUGUGAAGCCCAUCCCUAAUGCCUUUAUUAUCAAUAUUGGAGACAUUCUAGAGAUUAUAAGCAAUGGGAGAUACCGUAGCAUUGAGCACAGGGCAACAGUGAACUCGGAGAAGGAAAGACUCUCAAUUGCAACUUUUUAUGCUCCAAAAGUUGAGGCUGAGAUAGGGCCAGCUCCCAGCUUGAUCACUCAACAAACUCCGGCAUUGUUUAAGAGAAUAGGGGUGGAAGAGUAUUUCAGGAGCCUAUUUGCUCGUGAGCUCCACAGCAAAUCUCAUCUUCAUACCCUCAGAAUAUGACUGCCUAGUGCCCCCAAUGCUAUAAGAAAUUCACAAUCAAAUCAUAUUUCAAGAGAAAAGAUCCAUUGAUGGGUCAUAUAUCUAAAACUUUCAUGUAGUAUAUCUUUUAUUAUGUCUUUGAUCUUUUUUUUCUUCUUUUUAACGGGUAAUUACUCAGAAACAGAUAGUUAGUACGUUUGCAUAACAUUAUCUAUAAUAUUUGUUGGUUGAAGAACUUCUAUUACAGCUCUAUUUAGUAUGUAAGAUUAUGGAUAUGUAAUAUAUUUUAUGAUCCUGGUGUUUUUUACACCCGUACUUUUUAAUUUAUUAUUGUAUAUAGUAGAUAUUUGGAAAUUGACUA
This is a messenger RNA of Ricinus communis (castor bean), 1501 nucleotides long. RefSeq names its product protein SRG1. The record is from RefSeq and is a predicted model, not a curated record. Bases 100 to 1161 code for a protein of 353 amino acids. The transcript has 4 exons. Lineage: Eukaryota; Viridiplantae; Streptophyta; Magnoliopsida; Malpighiales; Euphorbiaceae.